Molecule: messenger RNA, 1788 nt
Organism: Ahaetulla prasina
Lineage: Eukaryota; Metazoa; Chordata; Lepidosauria; Squamata; Colubridae
Gene: BAMBI
Product: BMP and activin membrane bound inhibitor
Exons: 3
Coding region: 764-1420 (218 amino acids)
Biological process (GO): negative regulation of transforming growth factor beta receptor signaling pathway; positive regulation of canonical Wnt signaling pathway; transforming growth factor beta receptor signaling pathway
Molecular function (GO): frizzled binding
Source: RefSeq, a predicted model, not a curated record
AUGAGAUUUUUAUCUCUGGGCAACUUUAAACCCGAUUGUCUUCCACGGGAGGACUUUGAAAAGCGGCUGAAAAGAUCACAGGAGAGUUGACUGGGGAGGUGGCGGCGUUUUUUGCGCACGGGAAUGCCUUCUUCCCGUGAUCAAAGACCCUAAGAAACUGACCACGCUAAGAUGUAGGGCGCCUUGGGGGCAAAGGGAGAGUAGCCCGGAGGAUCUGAAAUCAGGCUUGACCCUCACCUCCGGUUCUGGAUUGUGAUUAAAGGCCGAGAAGGUCUUGCCUCCUGGGUAGAAGCUUUUUGGUGUGGGGGGGGUACACUUAAUGUCAUCCAAGGGCUUCCAAAGCUGCGUCCCUAUCUUCCAAUCCUGGGCGCGCAGCAGAGCUUGCUCUCAAGAUGCACGGGACGAAGCGCACAACCCUGCAGCUGCGCCAACAGUUUGGGAUCCUCCAAGGUAGCCUGCCUAGCAGGACCCGGCGAAGCCAGCCGGGCUUCCUGGCGAGCAGUCGUGCUAAGUGGCGGGCGGACCAGUACGGCUACUUGGAAAGCUCCAAGUAGGAAGGGAAGAUCCGAAGGGGCCGGUCUCCCUCCUCUCCUUAAGCCAUAAACGUUGGGAGCAAGCGAGGGUCUUAGGAAAGGGUCUGCGUCGUCGACCUUCACUGGCUCCUGCCGGGCCAGGCGGGGUUGCCAGUGUGGUGGCAGCCGCCCUCGCAGCGGGUGAAAUCAGAUGCUACUGUGAUGCUGCACAUUGUGUUGCAACAGGCUACAUGUGCAAAUCAGAGUUGAGUGCUUGCUUCUCUAGACUGCUUGACCCACAAAACAGCCAUUCUCCACUGACUCAUGGCUGCUUGGACUCCUUUGCAAGCACCUUGGAUAUUUGUCAAGUUAACAUAGCCCAAAACCAAUCUGGCAUUGCCAUACCCACGGUGGAAUGUUGUCAUGAGGAUAUGUGCAAUUACAGAGGCCUCUCUGAUGUUCUGUCUACUUCCAGAGGUGACCCGUUGGGACAAGGGAGCAGAUACCAACAUGACAACAGUCGAAACCUCCUCACUAAAGUUCAGGAACUUACUUCCUCAAAAGAAUUGUGGUUCAGGGCUGCUGUCAUUGCUGUCCCCAUCGCAGGUGGACUGAUCUUGGUGCUCCUCAUCAUGCUAGCAUUGCGUAUGCUCAGAAGUGAAAAUAAACAACUUCAGGACCAGCGGCAACAGAUGCUCUCGCGGUUGCACUACAGCUUCCAUGGACAUCAUUCCAAAAAAGGACAAAUGGCUAAGCUAGACUUGGAAUGCAUGGUGCCCGUCACAGGCCUUGAGAACUGUUGCAUGACCUGUGAGAAGAUGCGACAGCCGGACUUCAGUAAUGACAGAAUACUUUCACUUGUCCACUGGGGCAUGUAUGGAGGGCAUGGAAAGCUGGAAUUUGUGUGAUCACUUCUUUUCUGUUUUUUUAAAAUAUCAGUAUAAAUAUAUAUAUAAUUUUGUCCUUAAAAUUACUAGGAUUUUUUUUCAAAGGCUGUUGGGUUCUGCUGGACAGGAGCACUUUAUAUGGGAGUGGGAGGGAAGCCUACAAUCAUAAGUCCACCCCAAAAAAAAGGACCUCUGCAGAUGGAACAUUGAAUUUGUCUUCUGAAGGAUUCCAAAAGAGAUCUCUUAUUUGCACAGAGUAAAUACACUUGAUGUAUUGUUUGUUUUAAAAUUAUGAAAGCCAAUUUGAGAAGUUGUACAUGCUGUUACCACAGUUGUCUGAACUGUAGGGAAAUGGGUGGAGUAAUUAUACUAUUAAAUGGUAUGCACAU